Molecule: messenger RNA, 715 nt
Organism: Colius striatus (speckled mousebird)
Lineage: Eukaryota; Metazoa; Chordata; Aves; Coliiformes; Coliidae
Product: C-C motif chemokine 4-like
Exons: 3
Coding region: 1-273 (90 amino acids)
Biological process (GO): inflammatory response; cellular response to type II interferon; monocyte chemotaxis
Cellular component (GO): extracellular region
Molecular function (GO): CCR chemokine receptor binding; chemokine activity
Source: RefSeq, a predicted model, not a curated record
AUGAAGGUCCCUGCAGCCUGCUUUGCUCUUCUCCUCAUUGCAGCCUCUUGCUCCCAGGCUUCCUCUGGCCCAGCUGGAUCUGAUCUCCCAAACUGCUGCCUCUCUUACACAAGCCACAGGCUCCCACAGAAGCUCAUCCAGCGCUUCUACAGCACCAGCACCAGCUGCAUCCUACCAGCCAUCGUGUUCAUCACCAAGAGAGGCCGUCAGGUCUGUGCCAACCCCAGUGACACCUGGGUUCAGAGUUACCUGCAGAACUUGAAGCAGAACUGAGCAAAGCAAAGAGCCAGCUGUAGCUGCUGUCACACAGGAGCCACGUUACACUGAGCUCCUGCCAUGGAGCUGGGCACUGGGGCCCUGGGAGCUGCAGCAGCCCACGAGGCUCCUCAGGUGGGGGUCCUGCCCCUCAGCUUGCACAGACCACCCUGCAGCCUCAUCCCUCUGCCCUGACCCUCCUGCAUGGGCCUGGGGGGACCCAUGGCACUGCACCACUGGUGUUAUAUUGUUCUAAGUUAUUUAAGGCAGUGUGUUCAGUUGUCAGAGGGGUGGGCACUAUGUUCUUCUGUGAAUGCUGAUGCUAUUUAUAGAGGGGGGCUCAGGGUCUCAGCAGUGUUUGCUGGCUGGGCUCAGGGUCUCAGCAGUGUUUGCUGGCUGGGCUCAGGGUCUCAGCAGUGUUUGCUGGCUGGCCCUGGCUUCCAUGUGUGAAAUCAUGGUU